Messenger RNA from Sardina pilchardus (European sardine), 5222 nucleotides. RefSeq names its product KIAA0947-like (H. sapiens) (gene ice1). NCBI's taxonomy places the organism in Eukaryota, Metazoa, Chordata, Actinopteri, Clupeiformes, Clupeidae. The record is from RefSeq and is a predicted model, not a curated record. The coding region runs from base 126 to 4748 and encodes 1540 amino acids. The transcript has 20 exons.
ACACCGCAAAUUCGUUUUGUGCUCCAUGCUUGUGUAGAAGUUCUGGUUUGUGGCAUAAACGCUUUCAUUCAUGUUUGUGAGUGUUUAUCCACAUUUUAAAACCCCCGUGGUGUACCUAAGUUACCAUGAUGCCCGGAGAGACUCAAGCGAGAACUGCAGGAAUUGCCCCAGACGGAACGGCUGGAACUUGUCAAAACUGCGCUGUGUUGAAUGAGACACUGCACGAAUACAUUACAUCGUUUUUGGCAUUAAAGCAGAAGAUCAUCGAAACAGAUAAAGUAUUGAACGAGUUCAAAGACAAAUGCGAUGAGCUUCACCAAACGCAGAGGGAAAAUGCUGAAUUCCACAGUCACCUAGACGAGUUGCUUUUGAACGUUGCUCCUUUUGAUUGCCUACACAAGGAAGAUGUGUGUAUGCAAGAGGAACUGCAGAGGACUAUGGGUUUUCUGCAGCAAUGCCAGGAUGGAGCGGCAGACUUGAGGAACGGAGACCCUGAGGCCCAGACUUUGAAGGACCGAAUUAUUUUUCAACUCAAAAUUCUCCAAGACUCAAAUCUCAAGCAGAGCACUGUUGUCACCUCGCUCCAAAAUGAAAAUAAAUCCUUGGAGAAUAAACUGCAGCAAACUCAAGAAAAGUUGGAAAAGCUAGAGAAAGAAAUAAACAAAGAAAAGAAGAGCUCUGGAACACAAACAGAAAGGAAAGAGCUGUGCAGCACAGUGGUGCAGACAGACACUGCGGAGAGGAGCAGCACGGCCGUCCAGACAAACGCGACACACACGGCCAGUACAGUGGUGCAGACUGACCCCACGGAGGAGAGCCUGAUGGACCUACGGAAAAUAAGGGAGCUGGUGAAGGACCUUCAGCACUGUGUGCUGCCUCCACCACUGUCCCAAAUGCCUCCCCAGAUAGGAUCCUUGACGUGUGGACCAGUUAGUCCGGCUGGGGUUCCAGUGCCUAAGGAACGUCUUCACAUGUCACCUGUGCCUUUGUGUCCUACCAUUGUGCCAAGAACCCCCGUCCGAACUCCUGCCCGCACCUCUGGCAGGCCGGCUGCCCCCUGUGGGAAGAUCCCUGUGCCAGCGGAGGAGAUUCUGGACUUGUUCAGACGGCUCCCCCCUCUGCUCUCGCCGAUUCCCAGCCCUGUCCAUCAGAGGAGUAAUGUGGAGGAAGACUUGCAGUUAUCAGACGAGGAAGAGGAAGAGCUCCCAACGUUCAAGCAGGAGGACGUGAAGGAGGCUGCGCUCCUCUCUAACGGCCUCAAACGCUCCCCCGACUCCCCGCCCGAGGUCAAGUUCCAUCAGCCCUCCCUCUCCGACACACACGGACAAACCACAGACCGGAGAAGCGAGGCCGCCUGUCACCGUAUGUCCGUUAACGGAAAGAGCAGAAGGAUGUCGGCUCCUGUGGCAGCGAGCAUCAAGUCUCCUGGUGAGCGAGAGGGACAAGGGGAAGAGAUGGCGAGCGUUGAUGAUGUCAUGGAGUCAGCGCAGGCGUGUGGUGAUGACACUGCUGAUAUGGAGUGGGACCCCUCUUCUGUAAAUGGCCUGGAAGGCGUUCACACUGGCCCUGCGGUUGGGUCCGGCACAGACCCACACCACAGCUCUGCGUUUGGACUUACUAAUGGAGUCGGACUCUUGCAGACCAAAGAGGAUGACGCUGAACUCCAACACAGUCCUCUGAGAAAUGGCCCUGUUAUUCUUAAGCCUGUAGACGACUCUGAGGCUGUGGUGUGCAAUGGUGAGCUGCACGAGGAACAAACAUCACAUAUACUGCCUCCUUUGACAAACUUUGCCUCAACUCCGAAACCUCAAGUCAAAGGUCAGAUGGCGAGAAUCAGUAAGAAAUACACUGGCGAGGCUCUGGGGUCAGUGUCAUUGAGUGGGGAACAGAGCGCCCAUGAUCUGGACCAGAGUGAGCUCCAGAACACUGUGCCCUCUAGAGUGGGACGGAAUGGACAGUGGCCCAAUCAUCACGCCCCAGUGAGUUCUAGAUUCCGAACAGAACAGAAGCAGAAUGCCUCCAGUCCCGCUCCUGAUGUGGGGAACGCAGCUUUGAGAGACGAGUGUCAGAAUGGGCAGCGUCGGGCGUCCACUGGUGUGAGGAGCAGCGCAGACUUGCGCGAGGGCGAGUCUGGGGCUCGCAGGGAGAAACCCUCGGAGGACGCGUGCGUGGACACGGAGAAACCCUCGGAGGAUGCGUGCGUGGACACGGAAUCGUCCGAGGAUUACCGCACUCCCAUGCGCAAGGUCCGAGUGGCCCACUCCCGACGGGACAGCCAGCCGCCCGCUGGAAGCGCUAACGGAUCAGUGGAGGGGGGAUCGACGGAGAAACCCUCAGAAGAUCUGGCACGUGGCACAGAUGCUCAGACUCCAAUAUCAGACUCCGACUGCAGUCCAGUGGCGCAGCGUGGUGUGGGCGUCCAGUGUGUUGAUGAGGACGCUGACCUUCUGAGUAGCAAAAACGAGAAGGCUGAACUGUCAUAUAUGAGCCGUGGGGACAUGACGACGACGAAUAGCAUUGAUGCUCCUCCAGCGCUGGAGAGUCAAGAAGAUGCACAGCCUGAGGUGGAGCAGCAGACACAGGAGCUUCCACAGAGCACCCAAGAGCACUCCAACGGGCACAGGCAGGAGGAGGAGGCGGAGGAGGAGGAGGAGGACGCACGUGUGCCUGAUGUCCGGUCUCCAGACCGGCCGCUUAUCACCAAUGGCACGGCAACACUCAAGCAUUCAGCUGAUGGAGUAGUGCACACGAAUGGCUUUGGAGACGCCCAUGGGGCACCAGGGGACGAGGGCAGCUAUACGAGGGUCAAAGGCCUGGUGGCAUCUCUUCAGCCGGCCCCUACGGCAUCCUCAACGCCUCCCGGGGAGUCGGUCGGCAACAUGCGCUCCAUGAUGGGCCCCCCUCUCCGGCCUCUGCUCCCUCCUCUGAUGCCGACUCCUCCCAAGUCCGGUAGACUGGACCGCCCUUCCAGAGCCCCGUCUGGACCCGCGGCGGCGCAAGACGGCGUCACUGAGAGGGCCGCGGCGAUGCCCUCCGCUAACCUAGCGCUCCGGAACGGCCCGCAGAAGAUCUCCGUCUCCGUCUCCGUCUCCCCCGCCGCCGCCACCACCACCCCGUCCCCCUGCAGAAGCGCCCACUCCUCCCCGCUGCAGUUCGGCUCAGCCACGCCCAAGCACGCCGUGCCGGUCCCCUGCCGACACCCGACGCCGCUGAACCCCGCGUCCCCCGCCGCGCCGGCCUCGGCCCAGAGCCAGGAGAACUCCAUGCAGAUGCUGGACUCCAUGUACCCGGAGCUGUCGGCUCAGGCGCGCACGCUCAACAUCCUGCGCGGGAACGUCUGCAACCUCGUCCGGCCCGGCUCCGGCGCCGCCGCCGCCCCGGAACCCAGCACGCCCCCUCAGGCCCCCGGCAGCCACGCGGCGUCCGGCUUCAACUCGGUGACCACGGCCUUCACCAAAACCCAGCAGGCGGGCAAGCGCUCCGGGACCAACGUGCUUUUGCCAAAGAGCGCCAAAAAGCUCCGCCUGGGCAACUCUCCUGUUACCAUUAGCGCCAGGCCGCCGUCAGACCUCGCCGUAGAGCCCUUACCGACCGACUGGGAGUCCAAAGACCCACACACCCCUAACGGCCUGCACGUUGUCACCAAUAAUCGGAUCGCUCCGCUGGACAAUGCGGCGAGCAGCAAAGAGUGUGUUAUUUCUCAGGCUCUGGCGAAGCUGGGAAGCUCUUGCUUUGAUUUGCUGGUGGUGGUUAAAAGUCACGUGCACAUUAAAAGGGUCUCCUCGGUCCCCAUACUGAGAGAUGAAGAGAAGGAGGUGCUCUCCGAUUUCUGCACAACACACAAGUCUUUGACCGAGGACUUCCUGUCCGCCAUUUUGGCUCAGCUGAAGGCAGAGAGGACGACCUUGGUUGGGGAUCACCUCCAGAGCCUCUGUCGAGUCUAUACCGCGCUGUGCCGCCAGAACAAAGAUCGGCUCAAGGCCAACGCCCUGGCCUACAGUCUCCUGAAAGAAGACUUCCCGGACGCUGCCAAACACCUCCUGUUUAUGGUGACCACGUGGCCUAGCUUGCUGACCUGUAGGAGUGACCUUUGCAGAGCCGUCCAGGCGGUCGCCCGCACACAGGCACGCGGGGACGUCCUCCACUGUCUCAACGCCUACCUCCACUGGGACUCGAACCCCCCCUGUGAUAUACCUCAGCUGAUCAACAGCACAAUGACUGCACUACGCACUGGAGGCAACAUGAGGUUUCAGCCCCACAGUCGCCACGGUGACGACCUUUGCCCCACGUCGUGGGAGUGCAUCUUCGCCCUUGACCUCCUGUGCUCGCAUCAGAAAUGGAAGUGGACGCUUGACAACAUCAUCCGUAAUGACCUUUGGCCCGUAAUGAAUGCGUGGGUGAGCCAGCCGCGGACACAGAAGGGUCCCAUCCAGGACGUGACCGUGGCCGCCGUUCUCCGACUGAUCGGGCGACUAGGGCAGCAGGGCAUCAAGGAGAAGUACACCGCCGGCGUCCGCAAUAUAGCCUCCGUCAUCAACAUGCUCGGCAAGCAAGGCCAGGCUGAAGGGGUGCCGUGGGAAGUGCAGUUAGCGGCGGCCUAUGCCAUAUACGACCUGUCACCUAGCAACCCCAAAGAGGCCUUGGCAGCGCUGGCGGAGUGGCGUGCGGAGGCUACGGGGGCAGUGCCCCCUGGCAUCACCAGCUGCCUCACGCAGAUCUCCUCACUCAGCAGGAAGCUCUCGUCCUGAGAAGGAACACACACACACACACACACACACGCACACAGACUUUCAACACAGACACACACACACACAGACACACACACACACACACACACACGGACAGACCUUCAACACACGCACACACACAGACAGACAGACAUACACACAGACUUUCCACACACACGCACACACACUCGCACACACACACAGACACACACACGCACAGACUUUCCAUAACUCCUUUGUAGCACCUUGGACAUUGCAGCAUUUUCACAUGAUUAUUUGUGUUUGUUUAGUUCUGUUUUAAAGCCGACUUGGCUGGGAAGCUGGACCCCCUCAUGACCCCCCCCCCCCCCCCCCACCACCCCCCCACACACUUGUCUUUGUAAAUAUGUCUUUUGUAAGAUUGUCUUUUGUAAAUAUACUAAGAAAAGAGCCUUUAUAUGUGUAAAUGAAACUCAAAGCUUUGAGCACUAAAGUAAGUAGUAAUGACAUGUCCAA